AUGGGAGGACUGAAUUCAAACUUGUCAUCGAAUUCUAAACUUCCAUCAAAAUUCAAACUUGUCAUCGAAUUCAAACUUGCCAUCAAAUUCAAACUUGCCAUCGAAUCCGAACCUGCCAUCGAAUCCGAACCUGCCAUCGAAUCCGAACCUGCCAUUGAAUCCGAACCUGCCAUCGAAUCCGAACCUGCCUCCUAUUCGAAAGCAGAAGCUCUUUUAACUGCAAAGAGCAUUAUUCAGAAUGAAGGAUUUGAACUGGAUCAUAUACGGACAAUGACAAAUGAGCAGGUGGUUCAGUUGAAUAUUGGAAUGGGUAUAUUCUCGAUAAUAAGAAAUGGGUUAAAGAGUCCUAUCUGGCAGUCACAGUUGAAGGAGAUUAAAUUGUCUUUAUCUGCUGAUUAUAAUCAGGAGAAUAUGGAGAAGGCGUACGAUCUCAUUGGUGGUAAAUUCGCUGAGCUGGGGGGGGAUAUUGGCAGAUUUGAUGAUAAAGGGGGUGGCAGAAAAUUCUGUUUUCGCAAGCUUUACGUCCGCCACAAUACCUACCCGCGACCCAACCAAAAACACGAAAACCGACUCGCAAGCGGAAAAAAAACCGACUCUGUCACGGCCGCCCGGCUGAAUGGGGCCCCAAGUAUCGAGUUCACCGGCAACACUGAUGAACGCCCAAGCAAGCUUGAUGAAAUCGCGUGGCUGGUAGCUGAGCUGAAAGGAACAAUCACACAGCAAAGCCAGACAGUUGAAGCCCUCAAAACAUGCUGUGAAGAGCUGAAAACAGACCAGAAAGAGCUAAUCAGACAAAAUGCAAACCUCAAAGACGAGAUAGCUGCCCUAGAAGUCCAGCUCCAGCACAAACCAGAUCAGCGAACAUGGGCAUCUAUCGCCUCCCUCAAUGAAACGAACAUCCCCCCCCAAAACCCUCCAUCCACGGCAGAACGUGCGACUACAAAAAGCGACCAAAAAGACUCUCCACUAUGCAUCCGAAUCAGCACAGCCCCCACCGCCGACCCCAUAUGCAACGAAGAAGGGUCCCUUGCAAGAUACCUCCCAGUGGAAGAAGUCAAAGCUCGAGUGACAGAGGCCCUUCACAAGAACACGUCAACCGAAGGAGUCGAGAUCAUCGGGGUAGGAACUACAAAAACAGGGUACAUCAUACGCUUCCGGGAUGAAGCCUCCAAGGACACUGCCAGCGUGAACGAGGGGUGGCUCCGAAACCUGGGAAACCAAACGAAGCUGGUCAGACCCAGAUUUGGUGUGGUAGUACACCGGACACCCACGCAUGAAGUCGACACUGAGGACAAACCACAAAGCAUGAAGAAGAUAACAGAGGAAAAUGAGCUCGCCCAAAAGGGAUACAAGGUAGAAGAAAUCGCGUGGCUCAAGAAGAAGGAAUCCACCCUGGGCGCGUCGGCGUCACUUGGAAUAUGGUUUGAUAGUGCGGAAGCUGCCGAAUGGGCGCGCAUAUCAACCUCGGCAUACCGGCAAAGGCGGUGCCACAGCCCAGAUGUCACAGCGAUCGAGCUCCAGAUAGGAGAAAGCCAGAUCUUAAUUUUCUCCACAUACAUCCCGCCAUUCGACCCGGCGGACAACCCGAUACACCAGACCUUAAACGAAAUCAGCCGGACAAUCCGGCUCUCGCCCGCAACCACAUUGAUCAUCGCAGGGGACUUCAACCGACAUCAUCAGAUGUGGGGUGGAAUCCAGGUGAACCGAAGACGAACCCGAGACACCGGGGGCCUCUUGGACUUCAUACAGGCUCAAGAACUCCAUAGCUGUCUCCCACCUGGUACUGUCACCUACUGGUCAGCGAGCCACCCAGGCACAUGCUCCACACUCGACCUCACACUCAGCAACGUCCCACAUCAGUUACUCAAAUGCCAUCCCUACCGAGACAACUAUGGUUCCGACCACCUAGCGAUUUACUCAGAAUGGGAUCUGCAACUGAAACAGAAAGAUCCAAACCAGCCACGAAGGCUUUUCGACCAAACGAACUGGGAAGAGAUUGGCAAAGCUGUAGAGAAGGCGAUCCCUAUACUGCGGAUCGAGUCAACAACUCAGCUGGAUGGAAUAGUUGGCAGAUUAAUCGCAACGACAAUAGCAGAAAUAGACAAGCACACCCCGCACGCAAGACCAUCUCCUUACGCCAAACGCUGGUUCAGCCGAGACCUGAAAAUCCAGCAGUCCGAGUGCAACAGAAGCCGAAGGAGGUGGCAGGCUAGUUGCGUUGAGUGGGGAAGCGACCACCCAGCCACCCAAGCCCUACACACGGAAGCGCUGCGGAAGCGCAGGGAAUGGACUCGAACAAUAGAGAAAACCAAGCGAGAACACUGGAAAGAAUUCCUCGACAAAGCGAGCGCGGGCAACCACCUUUGGAAAGCAGCAGGAUACAUCUGCCCCUCAGACAAUUACGCCAACAUUCCCCCCUUGGUGGUUGAGGACACUGAACAUACAGACAACAAAGACAAAGCUCAAAUACUACUGAACAGCUUCUUUCCUCCAGCUACAUUCUCACCGAGAGCGCCACCUACCCACACCCGGGAGGAACUGCCUUGGGAACCGAUCACGGAGGAAGAGAUCCAGGCAACACUGGCGAGGACCAAAAGCAAAUCAGCCCCCGGGAAUGACGGUCUCCCAGCAUUAGUGUGGAAGAAUCUAUGGAAAUACCUGUCGAAACUCAUACAUCAGAUCUUCGAAGCAUCAAUCAGACUGGGACACUACCCAACAAGAUGGAAGACUGCGGUGAUUGUAGUACUACGGAAACCUGGGAAACCGGACUACACGGCCCCUGGAGCAUACCGCCCGAUCUCACUCCUCAACACACUGGGAAAGGUUCUGGAGGGAGUGAUGGCGAAACGCCUUACAUACUACACAGAGAAAUAUAACCUCCUCCCAAACGCACAAUUCGGGGCCAGACCAGGCAGAACUACGGAACAGGCACUUCUAAUCCUGGCCAGCGCCAUCGACCAGGCCCGGAAACGUGGUAGGGUCCUGACCCUAGUCUCCUUUGAUAUCAAAGGGGCCUUCAAUGGGGUAAAUAAAGACACAUUGGAGGCCAGGCUCAGAGAGAUGGGAAUCCCUCAGAUAAUGCGCAGAUGGGUUCAAAGCUUCAUGGAAAACAGGUCCGCCAAUAUAAAAUUCGACGAUUUCAGCACCGAGGUAGCCUCGCUUCCUAACGCUGGCCUUGCUCAAGGAUCUCCCCUCUCCCCAAUCCUCUUCACCAUCUUCAAUUCGGACCUGGUCGACCAACCGGUAGACCACAACGGAGGUGCAUCCGCCUUUAUAGAUGAUUAUUUCCGCUGGAGAACCGGACCAAACGCAGAAAGUAAUCUGCAAAAGAUCCAACGGAUAGAUAUCCCUAGAAUCGAAGAAUGGGCGAGACGGACUGGCUCACGGUUCUCGGCCGAGAAGAUGGAGCUGAUCCAUUUCACUGGAAGAAAAAGAGACCAAACAACGGGGUCCAUCACGAUGAAUGGACACACCAUCUCACCUUCACCAGUGGUCAAGCUCCUGGGAGUAUACUUUGACCAGGAACUAAAUUGGAAAACACACACACAAUAUAUGGUCAAGAGGGCCACCAACACAUGUGUCGCCAUCGGACGCCUGUCCCACCUACGGCCAGAACAAAUGAGGCAGCUCUACACUGCCUGCGUAGUCCCCAAAUUGACAUACGCUUCCACAGUAUGGUACAACCCCUUAAAGGGAGCCACACAAAUCAAGGCUCUCACCAAGGUCCAGCGAACGGCCCUGGUCAGGAUCCUGUCCACAUUCCGAACGGUGGCAACACAAACCCUUGAAAUGGAGGCGCACAUCCCCCCCCUACGCGCCCGGCUGCGACAGCGAGCCCGGGAUGUUGUCAUCGGCCUCCGCACACUCCCACAAUCUCACCCGAUACAUGGGCCCCUCAGGAGGGCCAUGGCAGGGGCAACCUGCAAUGGAAACAGACGUUACUACCCACUAGAGGACACGAUGAGAAUGUUCCACAGAGAGGAGCUGGAACCAAUAGAGACAAUCGAUCCAUGCCCCCCGGAACCAUGGCAGAAACCAGUACUCAAAGGCAUCUACCUCGACUCCGACAGGGCCAGGGCCAUCGAGAGAGCCACGAAAGCAAUGGAGAACCCAACCAAGGCAGUCUUCACCGAUGCCGCAAAGGAGAACUCGGCGCUUGGAGCAGCAGCGCUGAUCAUGGACAAUUCAUACCGCAUCCGGUAUGGCAUACAAGUUGGUGUUGGGCGAGAAAAGCACGGGAAUGUGACAACGGCUGAGCUGCUAGCGAUAUACCAUGGACUAUACCUGCGCCACACAUACACCAUCCUCAGCGACUCCCGUGCCGCUCUUCGAGCCAUUGCAAACUCCUCAAAACAAGUCGGAGGACAGAUAGUCCAGAACAUUCUGCACACAACAAAACAGCUGAAAUCCAUAGGCGUAGACCUCUGCCUACAGUGGGUACCAGGACACAGUGGAAUCAAGGGAAAUGAAAUGGCCGACCAGCUCGCCAAACAGUCAAUCAACCCAAACCCAACGCAUGGUUUCCCAAAGCCGGCCUCACACCUUAGGGAAGCCAGCCGCAACAGCACCACACAGGAGUGGAGAGAUGAAUGGUCCUCAACGGCAAAGGGGACUCACCUGCGGAAGAUCGACGCUGCCCUCCCGGGCCAACACACCCGCCGCCUAUAUGCCACACUUCCAAGGCCUCGAGCAAGACUCCUGGCGCAACUCAGAACGGGCCACUCAUGGCUGAAUGAAUACCGAAACCGAAUAAAAUACACUGACGACAACAAAUGUGAAUGUGGAGCAAAAGAAUCGGUCCAUCACGUCCUAGUAGACUGCCCGAGACUGCAGCAACAACGCCAGGUUCUGCGACAAAAGAUUGGGGUCAGGUUCAACAAUAUCUCACUGAUGCUAGGGGGCAAACCACCAAACUGGACAGUAAAUGGGACGAAAUGGAAAAUCAGUAGGGGAGACCUCAAUGCGACCCUAGACUUCGCUGAGAGCUCGGAAAGAUUCCAAGGCAGAGACAACUAG
This is a messenger RNA of Histoplasma mississippiense, 5016 nucleotides long. RefSeq lists its product with no specific name. The transcript has 7 exons. NCBI's taxonomy places the organism in Eukaryota, Fungi, Ascomycota, Eurotiomycetes, Onygenales, Ajellomycetaceae. The coding region runs from base 1 to 5016 and encodes 1671 amino acids. The record is from RefSeq and is a predicted model, not a curated record. Gene Ontology annotation, molecular function: RNA-DNA hybrid ribonuclease activity; nucleic acid binding.